Molecule: messenger RNA, 1735 nt
Organism: Nicotiana attenuata
Lineage: Eukaryota; Viridiplantae; Streptophyta; Magnoliopsida; Solanales; Solanaceae
Exons: 3
Coding region: 700-1323 (207 amino acids)
Molecular function (GO): zinc ion binding
Source: RefSeq, a predicted model, not a curated record
ACCAGUUUAUUCACUUCCCUUAUAUAAACAUUAAAAUUAGUAACUUCUUUAUUAAUCUUUACAGAAUCAGUCAAACCAAUAUAUUUCAGUUUCCAGUUGUAGGGAGACAAAAAGGUCGACAGAAACCUGGCCUCUACUGUUCCAUAGGAACAAACAACCCCUUAUCCCUAUCUAUCAAAUUUCUUGAUUGGCCACUCAGUGUCUUGAACAUCAAGUAUACUUUUCUUUUCCCUUUUUCUUUUUUUUAUAUAACAAAUUUUAUCUAUUAUGGUAGUAAGGCUAUAUUUUGCAACUAAGGAUCUUGAUUUUAGUACAUCUGAUGAUUCAUCAACCCUUUUGGUGUUUGAUUGAUUUGAUUAGAACAGAUUCUUUGACCCUUUUUAGUGAUUGAUUGAUUUGAUUAGACAAAGGGCUGAAUCGUGGCAGUAAGAAUACUCUGUCACUUACGAUUAGAGCGACAGAAGGAUGAAUCUCAGAGUCGUGGCAGUAAGGGUCUUAAGAUCUUGUUUGAUUGAUUUAAUUAGAACAAGGUCUGAUUCUUUGACCCUUUUUAGUGUUUGAUUGAUUUUUAAUUCAGAGCGACAAAGGGCUGAAUCACAUUAUCGUGGCAGCAAGAAUACUCUGUCACUUACAGUAAGGUAAUAAAUCUGAAUCCUGAGUGUUUUGAUUGAUUUAUUGGAUGAAAUACUGAGAGAAACAAUGGAUAAGGAGAUGGAUGUACGGAAUCAGAAAGUGGAUGUUCCUGAGACUGUAAUCACCAUAAGAUUGGAUGAAAAUAGGGAAACUGAUGAAAAAUCAAGAAUUCGCGACGAAGAAGGAAAUUCGGGUGGAAAGGGAAAUGGGGUUGAAGGGAAUAAGGUGAAAGUGAAGGAUUUGAAGGAGGGUGAGAGUUUUUCGACUGUAAUUGAUGUGAAGUGCGAUGCGGAGAAAUUGGGAGAGGACAGCCAAAGGGUGUGUAGGAUUUGUCAUUUGAGUUCUUAUGAAAGUGGGAAAAAUGUACAAAAUUUGGUGGAUUUGAUUGAGCUUGGUUGUGGUUGUAAAGGAGAGCUAGGAUUUGUGCAUUCUCAUUGUGCUGAAGCCUGGUUUAAGCUAAAAGGAAACAGAGUGUGUGAAAUUUGUGGGGAGGUUGCACAAAAUGUUACUGGUGUCAGCGAUAACAGAUUUAUUGAGGAGUGGAAUGAUGCGAGAUCUACUGCAAGUGGUACUGGUUCAACUGAAACGAGUAGAAGUUGUUGGCGCGGGCAGCCAUUCUGUAACUUCUUAAUGGCAUGUUUGGUUAUAUCGUUUGUGUUGCCAUGGUUUUUCCGUGAAAAUAUGUUUUGAAGAAGAGCCUUUGCUGCAAUGUGCCCAGGAGGUCACAGGUUCAAGUCGUGAAAACAGCUUCUUACAGAAAUGCAGGUAAGGCUGCGUACAAUAGACCCUUGUGGUCCGACCCUUUCCCGGGCCCCGCGGAUAGCGGAAGUUUAGUGCACCGGGCUGCCGUUGUUUUUCCCUCAUUAAGAUCAUGUAGAAAGCAAUGUUAUAUGUGUUCAGUACUUACUGCCCGCGCAACUUUUAUCACAUUUGUGUUCUUUUUUGCUUGAUUUGGGCAAAUUUCUUGGUGACCACAGAAUUUUUCGGAUACUACAUGUAGAAGGGCCAAUACUGACAGCCAAUAUUGCCUUUGGCUGUAAACAAGUUUCAAUAUUUUUAUGAAUUUAUUCUUUUGCAUUUGAAUGAAUGGUUUUUUAUUGAA